UUGCUGUUGAGGCUUCGUUCAGCAUGUCUCUUGGUCAGUACGCCCUUGUGCCGUUGGCACCCUUUCGUCAUGGUUUCUCAUGAGUGUGGUUUGGACGUCGCACACUAUACCUCAGUGGGCAACUGAUCAUGGUCAUACUACUCAUGACCAUCGGUUUCGCCUCCCUCGCCUCGCGAGACAACGCAUCGGCCCAAUGGGCCAUCGGCAGUCUGCUCCUGGUCUAUACCCUGACGUAUAAUUGCACCGUUGGCCCCAUCUGCUAUUCUCUUGUUUCAGAGCUUUCGUCGACACGACUCAAGACCAAGACAGUUGUGCUCGCGAGGAACGCAUACAAUAUCCUGGGCAUCACGACCAAUGUGCUCACGCCCCGCAUGUUGAACCCAUCGGCGUGGAACUGGGGUGCCAAGGCUGGCUUCUUCUGGGCCGGCACCUGUGCGCUUUGCUUCACUUGGACAUACUUCCGUCUGCCUGAGCCCAAGGGCCGAACCUAUGGCGAGUUGGACAUCCUCUUCGAGCAGAGGAUUUCGGCUCGCAAAUUCAAGAGUACAAAGGUUGAAGAACUCGAGACGAGGAAUGUGCACGUGUCAGAGAAGGAAGCCGACAUUGAGACGGUUGAAGUGGAAAGGGUGGCUUCUGUUUAAGGAGCUGAUCAGCAGAGGAAAGUCUGACAUGAAGUUGUCCGUCAGAAGACCACAAGACCGCUUGAUAGAGUUGAAACCAUAACAGCGAAUACAAGAAAUGCAUGAU
Molecule: messenger RNA, 747 nt
Organism: Verticillium alfalfae VaMs.102
Lineage: Eukaryota; Fungi; Ascomycota; Sordariomycetes; Glomerellales; Plectosphaerellaceae
Product: alpha-glucosides permease MPH2/3
Exons: 1
Coding region: 129-641 (170 amino acids)
Biological process (GO): transmembrane transport; carbohydrate transport
Cellular component (GO): membrane
Molecular function (GO): carbohydrate:proton symporter activity
Source: RefSeq, a predicted model, not a curated record